Cricetulus griseus (Chinese hamster) is the source of this 519-nucleotide messenger RNA. The record is from RefSeq and is a predicted model, not a curated record. Lineage: Eukaryota; Metazoa; Chordata; Mammalia; Rodentia; Cricetidae.
GGGAACGUGUGCAAAAUGGCGACACCCAGUUUGCGCUCUCGGCUGGCGCGGUUUACGAACCCGAACCCCAACAAGCCUCUUAUCCUAGCUAACCGCGUCGGGAACAGACGCCGAGAGAAGGGCGAGGCGACCUGUAUCACGGAGAUGUCGAUGAUGAUGGCUUGCUGGAAGCAGAAUGAAUUCCGCGACGAGGCGUGCAGAAAAGAGAUCCAGGACUUCUUCGAUUGUUCUUCCAGGGCUCAGAAAGCUGGGAAGAUGAGAUCAAUCCAGGAGACUCUGGAACAGUCUGCGAGUUUACCUCCCCACAAAAUGACCAAGUUGUUACAAAGAUUUCCCAACAAAUCUCACCUCAGCUGAAAAUGGAGAGACAUUUUCAAUGAACUGUCAUUUGUGAAUGCUAUACAGAGGCAUGUUAGGGAUAUAUGCAUUUUUGAAGGGUAAAAUGAGACAAAACACUUGCUCUUAUGAAUGAAUCAUGUUCUGGAUGCUGUCUUGAAAUAAAACCCUCUAAAAAAGAAA